AUGCAGACAGUCCCUGUUUACAAACAAGCUCUGCUUCUAAUUUUUAAGUUGAAGUUGCAGCAACUCAAGCCAGAGGUCACAACCUCCAUAAAUUUCCCCGGGCAGAAGCCUGGAAAGAAGUUUCUUCAGCAGCUGGACGGCCCCUGGCGGCCUCUUCCACGCCCUCAGCGCUCGGCUCCCGUGCAUCACGAGUGGUCCCGUCGCCUUGGAAGUUUUCCCCGCGAGUGGCCUGGGAGGCUCAGCACAGUUGACCUUGAACCCCUCACUUCCCCCGCGGACGGCACGGCCAUGGGCUCCCUGUUUCCACCAGGGCCCAGCAGGGGGCGGAGUGCUCUGCGCACGUGGGCCUCGGGGGGCUGCGCGGAGGAAGCGGCCCGAGCCGGAGGGGGCGGGGCCUGGAGCGCGGAGGGCCGGGGCGCCGGCGCCGCCGCGGUGCCCGAGACGUGCGAGCACCUCUUCAAGGUGCUGGUCAUCGGCGAGCUGGGCGUGGGCAAGACCAGCAUCAUCAAGCGCUAUGUCCACCAGCUCUUCUCGCAGCACUACCGCGCCACCAUCGGCGUGGACUUCGCGCUCAAGGUCCUCAACUGGGACAGCAAGACGCUGGUGCGCCUGCAGCUGUGGGACAUCGCCGGACAGGAACGGUUUGGCAACAUGACUCGAGUAUAUUAUAAAGAAGCUGUUGGUGCUUUUGUAGUCUUUGACAUAUCAAGAGGGUCUACAUUUGAAGCAGUCUUAAAAUGGAAAAGUGAUCUGGACAGUAAAGUGCAUCUUCCAAAUGGUAGCCCCAUCCCUGCUGUCCUGCUAGCCAACAAGUGUGACCAGAAGAACGAUGAUGGUCAUAGCCCGUCCCAGAUGGACCAGUUCUGCAAGGAACAUGGCUUCAGUGGGUGGUUUGAAACCUCAGCAAAGGACAAUAUCAACAUAGAUGAAGCCGCCCGAUUCCUGGUAGAGAAUAUUCUUGCAAACCACCAAAGCAUUCCUAAUGAAGAAAAUGAUGUGGAUAAAAUUAAACUGGAUCAGGACACGUUGAGAGCAGAGAGCAGAUCCCAGUGUUGCUAA
Messenger RNA from Elephantulus edwardii (Cape elephant shrew), 1059 nucleotides. It is a transcript of the gene RAB32, whose product is annotated as RAB32, member RAS oncogene family. NCBI's taxonomy places the organism in Eukaryota, Metazoa, Chordata, Mammalia, Macroscelidea, Macroscelididae. Gene Ontology annotation, molecular function: GTP binding; GTPase activity. Gene Ontology annotation, cellular component: vesicle; trans-Golgi network; Golgi apparatus. The transcript is spliced from 5 exons. The record is from RefSeq and is a predicted model, not a curated record. Gene Ontology annotation, biological process: vesicle-mediated transport. Bases 1 to 1059 code for a protein of 352 amino acids.